This is a messenger RNA of Aspergillus costaricaensis CBS 115574, 1326 nucleotides long. Its product is annotated as RNA-binding protein with serine-rich domain 1. The coding region runs from base 177 to 1103 and encodes 308 amino acids. NCBI's taxonomy places the organism in Eukaryota, Fungi, Ascomycota, Eurotiomycetes, Eurotiales, Aspergillaceae. Gene Ontology annotation, biological process: mRNA splicing, via spliceosome. Gene Ontology annotation, cellular component: nucleoplasm; ASAP complex; cytoplasm. The record is from RefSeq and is a predicted model, not a curated record. Gene Ontology annotation, molecular function: RNA binding. The transcript is spliced from 3 exons.
AAUUACUCUGCAACUUUUGAUCCGUCUUGGGUAACCCCACUCCAUACCAACCAGACCUUCGAUGCGUCUCGCUCCCUUGAUAUCUCGCUUACCCAGACUUAUUUCUUGCUACAAUCUGUUCAGCUUGCCCUUGGUGGUUUCCUAGAAAGCUCCCUCCACCAAGUGGAUCCUGUAGGAUGCCAGAAGAAUACACUCGGGGCCGCUCUCGUGGCCGUUUGCCAUCCUCGGAAUUUGAUCGGGCCCCAUCCUUGCAGCGUUCUUUGUCCCCUCGCUCAGAAUCGAGAUUCAACACCACACCCCGGAGGCGUUCUGUGGAGCGUGGUGCUGUUCGCCGCAAUGGUCACCGUUCCAGAAGCUGGUCGCGGUCACCGUCGCACAACAGAGCGCUAUCCCGUAGUCGAAGCCGAAGCCGAAGCUCAGCUCCCAGACGUUACAGAAAGAAAGACUUCAGUCGGACCCCGAGUCCCUCUGCCGAUGCUUCAAGAAGCUCAAAGAUAGUUAUUGAAAAGUUGACCAAAAAUGUUACCGAAUCACAUCUUCGGGAGAUAUUUGGUGGUUUUGGUGACAUACAAAGUCUUGAUCUUCCCAUGAAUAAAGCUUUCAUGACAAACAGGGGCACUGCAUACAUACUCUACCACGAUCCUGCGGAUGCAGAGGCAGCCAUCGCGCAUAUGCAUGAAGCUCAGCUAGAUGGUGCCACGUUGAAUGUGUCGAUUGUCCUUCCUAGGAGAGCUUUUUCUCGCUCACCACCACCAGUUCAACAUAGCAGAGCAAGCUUUGGCCGCCCAGGACAUGGCCGCGGACCCCCGUCGGAUAGUCGCGCUCCAAGGUCACCGCCACCGGCUAGGAAAUAUCGCCGUUCUCGGCAUAUGGAAAGACAUGACAUCUAUAGGCCUCGCUCUCUGUCGCGCUCCAGGUCGCCACGCCGCUCUCGAUCCCUUUCUUCAAAAUCCCGUUCAACUUCACCACCGCCAAGGCGGACACACUCGCGUAUGGACAGCUCCCAACGUCGCCGUCGCCGUAGCCCGAGCUACAGCAGCUAUGGCUAUAGCAGUCGCAGCGAUAGGGAACGGAGCGCGAGCCUAAGAAGAGACCAUCAUUAACCCAGGAUUGUUUUACGAUAUGGUCUUGGUGUCAUUUGAUAGUCUUUAUAGGAUGUCACAAUGAAGCUACCGUUCUUGGCGUCGUUCAACUACAUGGGACUGGCAGAGUGAUGAUGGGGUGCAGGCUGGUGGACUUCUACACUCGAAUCAAUUUGAAGCCUUGUCCUAUAAUUAAUAAUGUAAAGUUAUCUUGUGCACGGGAGAAAUUUAGGAAACCCAAGUC